Messenger RNA from Haplochromis burtoni (Burton's mouthbrooder), 2662 nucleotides. Its product is annotated as tripartite motif-containing protein 16-like. The coding region runs from base 295 to 1986 and encodes 563 amino acids. The record is from RefSeq and is a predicted model, not a curated record. Gene Ontology annotation, molecular function: protein binding; zinc ion binding. Lineage: Eukaryota; Metazoa; Chordata; Actinopteri; Cichliformes; Cichlidae. The transcript has a single exon.
AUUAAAUGAUUUCUAAGCUGCUACAUGUCACAGCAUGUCAUGCUUGCAUGCAAAGCAUAGUCUGCAUCUCAUAACAGCUUUUUGUAGCUCUAUCGCGAUAUUUCUAUUUCACUUCCUCUUUACUGAUCUCUAUUUUUAAGGAUGGAUUUAAACGACAUGCUGCCAAGAGCAGUUGCAGUUCAGCCUCAUUUCCUGUGGGAGGUGGUUGAGAGCAGAGAUCUGUUCCCUUCAGAGAACAGAGUUUGUUUCUGUUCAGACAAAGCGAAACUAAACGAGAGUCACUGAGAGAGUGAAAUGGCACAGCACAAAAAUCUAAUGGACAAGGAAAUAUUCUGCUGUUCAAUCUGCUUGGAUUUACUGACGGAUCCGGUGACCAUUCCCUGUGGACACAGCUACUGCAUGAACUGUAUUAAAACUCAAUGGGAUUCGGAGGAUACAAAGCAAAUCCACAGCUGCCCCCAGUGUAGGCAGACUUUCACACCAAGGCCUUCGCUGGUGAAGAGCACCAUGUUAGCAGAUUUAGUGGCUGAGCUGAAGAAGAUUGGGCUCCAAGCUGCUCCUUCUGAUCAUAGUUAUGCUGAACCUGAAGAUGUGGCCUGUGAUUUCUGCACUGGAGUAAAACUGAAAGCCAUGAAGUCUUGUUUAAUCUGUCUGGCGUCUUACUGUGAGAAACACCUCCAGCCACACUAUGAUUCGCUUACAUUCAAGAAACACAAGCUGGUGGAGCCGUCCAAGAAGCUCCAGGACAACAUCUGCUCUCGUCAUGAUGAGGUGAUGAAGAUUUAUUGCCGUACUGAUCAUCAGAGCAUCUGUUAUCUCUGCUCAAUGGAUGAACAUAAAGGCCACAACACGAUCUCAGCUGCAGCAGAAAGGACUGAGAGGCAGAAGGAGCUCGAGGUGAGUCAAGAAAAUAUCCAGCAGAGAAUCCAGGACAGAGAAAAAGAUGUGAAACUCCUUCAACACGAGGUGGAGGCCAUCAGUCAGUCUGCUGAUAAAGCAGUGGAGGACAGUGAGAAGCUCUUCACUGAGCUGAUCUGCCUCAUCCAGAAAAGCUGCUCUGAUGUGAAGCAGCAGAUCAGAUCCCAGCAGGAAACUGAAGUGAGUCGAGUCAAAGAGCUUCAGGAGAAGCUGGAGGUGGAGAUCACUGAGCUGAAGAGGAAAGACACUGAGCUGAAAGCGCUCUUAAACACAGAGGAUCACAACCAAUUUCUACAAAAUUAUCUCUCACUGUCAGCACUCACCGAGUCAACAGAAUCAUCCAGCAUCAAUAUCCGUCCUCUGGGGUACUUUGAAGUGGUGACAACAGCUGUGUCAGAGGUCAGAGAUAGACUGCAGCACAUUCUGAGAGAGAAAUGCACAGACAUCUCACUGAUAGUCACUGAAGUGGAUGUUUUACUCUCAGAUCCACAAUCAGAGCCAAAGAGGAGAGCUGGAUUCUUAAAAUUAUCACAUGAAAUCACACUGGAUCCAAACACAGCAAACACAUGGCUGCUAUUAUCAGAGAGGAACAGAAAAACGACAGCAAUGAAUAAUCAACAGCCCUAUUCUGAUCAUCCAGACAGAUUCACUGAUUACUGGCAGGUUCUGAGCACCAAUAGACUGACUGGACGUUGUUACUGGGAAGUUGAAUGGAGAGGAGGAGUUCAUGUAGCAGUUGCAUACAAGAAUAUCAACAGAGCGGGGAUGGGGAAUGAAUGUGGAUUUGGAGGAAAUGCAAGAUCUUGGGCAUUGAAAUGUUCCCAAAACAGUUAUACCUUUUGGCACAACAACAUCCAAACCCCCAUCUCAGGUCCUCAGUCCUCCAGAAUAGGAGUGUACCUGGACCACUGUGCAGGUAUUCUGUCUUUCUACAGCAUCUCUGAAACCAUGACCCUCCUCCACAGAGUGCAGACCACAUUCACUCAGCCGCUCCAUGCUGGACUUCGACUUAAUGGUUGGUGUGUUUUUGGAGCAAGUGCCAAGUUCUGCGAACUCAAACAUUUAUAGUCUUUCAUAUUCAAGUGGGUUUAAAUCUGGAUUCGAAAUACAUUGAUAAAAAUUCAUAUUCGUAUUGAUGCCUUUAUAUGUUUUUGUCUUCCAGUUUAUGAUGUUAACUUAAUGAAGACAUCAGCAGAGCUGCCUCAUUACAGAUGUUGCUCUCGUUAAUUUGUACAUGUGCGAAGAAAUCUAUGAUACAUUUGCAUGUAUCUGUAGGGCAAACUGAGUGUUUUUGUUGUUGUUUUCUAAAUUGACAAACAAAAUAUAAAACUUAUAAUUAUUGAAUAGAUCAUUUGUUGUAUGUAAUGUGUGAAAAUAAAUGUUUUUCAUACAUAAUAAAAGAAAAAAGGAAAAAAAGGUGUUUUUGAUCUUUUUAAUUAUGGUGAAAACAUACUGCAUGUGUGGAUCAUCCCUAUGCAAGAAGCUGGUUUAAGUUGAUGAUGAGGUGACUCAUCUAGUGAUGCUGUGUGAUAUUGCAAACUUUGGUAUCAGUCCAAUACCAAGUAAAUACACGGUCAUGAUUGCCGAUACCAAUACAGAUACUUUAAACCUAUAAAGCAGGUUAAAAUCAGUGGAUUUUUAUCCACUGAUCAGUUUGCAAAUCAUCAUCACUUUCCUAAAUAAAACACAUUUUAAUGAUCAUAUAAAAUGUCUGUGAUUUUUACUUUUGUUCAUAGGACAAAAG